Molecule: messenger RNA, 780 nt
Organism: Protopolystoma xenopodis
Lineage: Eukaryota; Metazoa; Platyhelminthes; Monogenea; Polystomatidea; Polystomatidae
Source: the annotation of a GenBank genome assembly
AUGACACAAUGUGCUCCAAAACAACUGUCCGCCUGCCUUCCACAGAUCGUGCCUCGUCUUCUUACUGUGCUUCUUGAGUCUCAACCUCAGCUUCGCCAAGCAGGAGGCAAAGCACUCACGCAAAUUGGAGGUGUAAUUCGAAAUCCAGAAGUCCAAGCUCUUGUGCCUCGAUUGAUUACCUGUCUCCAAGACCCUCUUGCCAAUAAGACAUCAUGUCUAUUGGCGCUUCGUGACACUUGUUUUGUGCAUGUUAUCGAUGCCCCAAGCCUGGCGCUUAUCAUGCCAGUGGUACAACGUGCUUUCGAUGACCGGUCCACUGAGACACGUAAGAUGGCCGCUCAGAUCUUCGGAAAUCUCUACAGCCUGGCUAAAAAAGAGGACCUCCAGCCAUAUGUUGGUAGUGUGAUGCCUGGUCUCAAGACUUGUCUUCUAGACCCUGUGCCAGAAGUUCGUUCGGUAGCAGCACGUGCGCUUGGAGCAAUGGUUCGUGGCAUGGGCGAAUCCUGCUUCAAGGUCAGUUUUUUUCCCAUCGCAUCCAUGGCUAGCUUUUGCGCCUCCGAAUUAUUUACUAUAAUAUUCACCUUGAUCCCGAACUCUCUUUUGCGAACUCACUUCUUAGAUUCAUCCAAAGAUAAGAAAUUAACUCCUUCUUUGGACCAUAGAUUUAUAGCUCCUUAUCAAAUUAUUUGCAAUUGUUUGUGCUCAAAUGAAAAUUCGUGCAUUAAAAAAAAUAAAAUAACUAUUCAUCAUCAUUUAAGUAAUUCCCUCUCUGCUUCAUAA